Molecule: messenger RNA, 8857 nt
Organism: Schistocerca gregaria
Lineage: Eukaryota; Metazoa; Arthropoda; Insecta; Orthoptera; Acrididae
Product: trichohyalin-like
Exons: 19
Coding region: 239-5272 (1677 amino acids)
Source: RefSeq, a predicted model, not a curated record
AAAAUGGCGGCGCACGUCCGGUCAAAUAUAGCUUCAAAACAGCGUUUAGCGUUAAGUCUGUAAUGCCAGCUCCCUUCUUUUUUUUUACCCCCGGUGACGCUAAGUGGUACAUCUAUGGAAACAAAAGAUAGUCAUUGUUAUUCUGAACGCCAAGCAAGACAAAUCAGCUGUAGAACAUCUCAUUCUUGGAUCCUUGAUAUCGGUGGGUCCCCUUGUUUCUCACCAGAGGGAGUGCUUAAUGUCGGAAAUGUUUAAGAACUUAUUCAGUGGAGCCCGGCCAAAGAAGCCGGGCGGGUCCGCGAGUACCCGCGCUAGCCGCGAGAGCCUCGAGACCCACCUGAAUGAGGAGCCGGUGGUCAAGGUGUCCGCCAAGCGGUCGUCCAAGGACAAGUCCCCAAAGGCGAAGCCCCAGAAGGAGAAAUCUCCAAAGGAGAAGAAGCGGUCCGGCACCGGGACUUCGCCCUUUGGGUCGGGUCUUCUGAACAGGCGCGGCAGCAAGGAGAGGCGCCGCGCGGAGGCCGAGCAAGAGCGACGCCUGCAGGAGGACCUCCAGGAGAGGGACCGCAUCCUGAGGGAGAGCCAGGAGGGCAGGGCUGGAGAGGACGGCCUCUGGGAUAUCCCGCUGGACAGCAGCGCCUCGCAGACUGUCCAGCUGAAUGGCCACUCGGGUGACGACGUGACGGAGGGUCGGACCCAGAGCAGGUACAGCAGUCGCAGCAGCAGUCCGGCCACCUCCCCCACAGAGAAGGAGCCUCCGAAGAAGGCCAAAGCCAAGAAGAGGGGCAAGGACAAGAAGGGGAAGAGAGAUGCGUCCAGCGCGCAGGUGGAGUUCCAGCCGCCGCCGCCCCCCUCCGUCACGCUGGCGGCGCCGGCUUCCAGGAAGAGCAGCAGCUCCAGCAGCUCGCCGCCGCUGUCGCCCAUGGGCCCGAGGCAGUCCAGCGUCUCCGAAAUGGUCGAGAAGUUUGAGAACUCCGCGGGGGGCGACGCCGUCCAGGUCACGACACCGGCGGCCCAGGAGGUCCAGCUGGAGCAGAAGGUCUCCCUGGUGGAGCUCAAGGUGCAGGAGAGCAUGGUGGUGCAGCAGAUGAGGGAACGACAGCAGAGGGAGAGGAUGGAGGAGUUCGAGCGCUCCACCAGGGCCGAGAGUCUGUAUGCGACUGUUGAGCCUCGUAACAAGAAGAAACCAGAGCCUCUGGCGGAGCUCCCACCAAACGUCAGGGAGGAACUGGAGAAGCAGGCCGAAGACAUAGUACGGCAGGUGCGCGAGGCGCUGGAGACCGAGCAGAACGCGUUUGAGGAGCGCCUGCAGAAGCGGAAGGAAGAGGAGAGCUACCGGGAAUCAAGGUGGAAACUGGCGAUGGAGACAGUGGACGAGGAGUGGCGAGCGGCGGCAGAGCGUCUCCGCGCGGAGGAGCAGCGGCUGCGCGGCAGGAGAGAGGCAGACCUGCAGGAGGCGGUGGCGGAGGCGCGCCAGAUGCUGAGGGUGGAGCUGGACGAGGAGCGGCUGCAGGCGCUGGCGGGGGCGCGGCUGGCGCUGCGGCAGCACGCCGAGGCGGCGCUCCGGGACCAGGCGGAGGACGUGCUGCGGGCCGUCGACCAGAUGGUGGCCGCCGCCGUCGCCGCCGCGCUCAGCAAGCACAAGGCCAAGCUGGAGCGCCAACAAGAGGAACUCGACUCCAAGCUGAGUAGCGUGAACGCCCUGGACUCCAGGCUCCAGCAGAUGGAAAGUAAGAUGGCAGACAGGGAGAAGCAGCUGGCUUCGCAGGCACAGGCGCUGGCCGAACUGGAACUGCAGCUGGAACAGCGCUCCAGGCAGCUGGAGCAGGCGCUCGUCCGCAAGGAACAACAGCAGGAGUUGGAGUCGAAAGCGGAGCAGGCUAUGAUGCGCCUGGAACGAAUCCUGGAAGAAGAGGAGCGUGCUGCAGAAAGACGAUCCGAACAGGAACAGAUGUGGCGCGUGUCCCUGGAGAAGCUGGAGGCAGAGUCCAAAAAGCGCUUGGAGCGGCUGGAGACAUCGGAGAGACAGCAGCGGGAGCAGUGGCAGAAGUCCCUGGAGAAGAGGGAGGAGGCGACGAGGCAGCUGAGGGAGGCGGUGGAGCAGCAGGAACAGCGACUGGCGGCCGCAAGGGAACAGCUGGCGGCGCAGCUGGGCUCGCUGCAGCAGCUGCGGCCCGCCGCACAGGACGGCGACAAACUCGAGGAGAAGGUGAAAUCACUAAUACAGGCCCACGAAGCUCACCUCGAGGAGGACUCUGCAGCGAGGAAGAAGUUCCUCAAGGAGGCAGAGGACCAUCUGCAACGCACUUCUGACGAACUGGAACGCAAACUGACGGAGGCCCGUAAACGAGACCGGGAGCAGAUGACCGCAGACCUGGAGAAGAAGCUGGAGGCCGCUCGCCGAGACCAGGACGGCGCCCAGGAGCAGCUCACGCUGCGCAUCCGGGACUACGAGGCGCUGCUGGCGAGGCGUCGGGAUGAGGAGACCAAGAGGAGGCAGCAGCUGGACGAGGAGGCCUCGCAGGAGCUGCGGCGCUGGCGCGAGGCCCAGGAGGGGACGAUCCGCCGGCUGGAGGAGGCGCUGGAGCAGAGCCGGGGCAGGCUGGAGGCCCUGGCGGCGGCUGUCGCGGCUCAGGCGGUGUCCGGCUCCAGGAAGCGCAGCAGAGGCAGCAGCAGCAGCAGCGACAGCGACAGCGGAUCCGAGCGCCCCAGAGGGAAGUCCGCCCAGAAGCUGAAGGCCGAGGUGUGGGGCCAGGUGCUGGCCGAGCUGGACAGGGUCAAGGAGGAUCUGCGGGAGGAGCAGCGGAGGGCCGCCGAGCAGCGUAGCGAGACGUCGCGGCUGGUGCUGAAGGAGAUGGAGGCGGCGCUGGUGGCUCGCAUCGAGGGCCGGCUGGGAGAGAUCGAGCAGGCGGCCGGCGGCGACGGGGGAGACGGCGACGCGUCGCAGGGGGAGGUCCGUCGGCUCGUCGAGGAGCUGGCCGAGGAGCUGAAGGAGAAGACCGCCAACGAGGUCAGCUCCAAGUGGAAGCAGGAGAGGGUGGGCAUCAAGGAAGAACUGGCGGAGGACCUGGAAGUGAAGGUGCGCCGCUACGUGCACGAUAUGGAACGAGACAUCCAGACCAAGACCCUGGAGGAGGUGUACAGUAAGAUCGAAGAUCUGAGAACAGCUGUUGUAGCGUCUGUCGUUGCCGAAAUGGUGGAGGAGAAAUGGAGUCAUUCCGCAAAGCAGCUGGAGAAAGACAUCGUGUCGGCCGUCAUGGAAAAAGUCGAGAAAGAGAAAAAGGAAGAUAUAAGUGAAAUCGAACAAACUGUUGCCAGGGAGUUAGAAGAGAAACUGCGCAAAACUGUAGACGAUGUUGAGGAUAAAGUGGACCGCAGGGUCAGAGAAACACUGUCUAUGUCGAGAAAUGACGAAAGAGAGUACACGAAGAGUUUGGUGGUGAGUCUGAUCGAAGAGAGGGGGAAACUGGUUACUGGAGAAAUGGAUGAGAAGCUACUGGAGGGAGUGCUGGUCCACGUGAGAGACGCCAUUAGGGUCGACCAGGACAGAGCGAGGCAGGAACUGAUCGAGCAGUGGAACGAGACCGUCAGGCGCUCCACAGCCGAGCUGAGGGACAAAAUGGAGAAGGAAGUGUCUGAAGAAGUUAGAAAGCGCUGGAAAGAAGACAGCAACAAGAUCAGGAAGGACUUGGAAGAGGAACUCAAGGAAGAAGUAAAAGAAGAAGUGAAAAAAGUGAAGAAAGACGUUCGGGAAGACGUAACGGAGAAAGCACUCUCGGAAGUUAAGGAGAACGAGGUGAAGAUGAAAGCGAUCAUCACUGCCGAAGUCGGAACAAAGUUGGCCAGCCUGCAGUACCAGUUAAAGGACGAAUUUGGUACUGAAAUAUCUCAGACGACGAAGUCUUUGGUGGAAGAGGAGCUCUUGAAGAUCAAACAGCAAGCCAUACAAGACUCGGAGGCGGUGGUUCGCGAGGCAGUGAGUGUGGAGUGCGGCCGUGUGCUGGCGACGCUGUCACGGCACGAACAGGAGGCGCGCGACCGCCUGGAGCUGGUGUGUCAGGAGCUGAUCAAGGGCCAGCUGGACAGGCUGGGCAGCUGCUGCGACCGCGGGCUGCAGGAGAUCAGGGAGGCGAUCGAGAAGGCAACGGAUCAGAUUAACUCAGGAAUUCGAGUUUCUGCUGACAGUGCAGUCCACAAGGCCCAGGAGCGGCUCUCCACGCUGGAGCUGGAAGCGACGUCUCGCGUCCAGAGCGAGUGCGAGCGACUGCUGCGCGACUUCCAGGAGGAGUGUGACCAGAGGCUCCAGCUGGACCAGCAGCUGGAGGAGGACCGCAAGCGCGAGAUGGAGGAACGGAAGCAGCGCCUGAAGAACCUGAUCGAAAACAUCUUCGCGGACGAGGAGAGCGUGUCCACGGAGAACAUGGCGGAGGCGCUGCUGGAGGAGGAGGAGGCGGAGCUGGAGCGCCGUCUGUCGCUGCGGGGCUCGCAGCGGGGGCGGCGCCGCCCCCACUCCCAACUGGAGUCCUCCCUGGAGGGCACCGAGCGCGCCGAGUCGUGGGCGCUCGUCCAGGACAGCCCAGCCGCUGCGGCGCACGAGGACGCCCCGGCAGCCCAGCCGGCCUCACCGCAGAGGCCGCACCAGGUGUCGAUGCCGCCGCAAGGGAGAGUGCGGAGCCAAUCUCUGGCAUUGCAGUCUGUGCGGGCGCCACCGGUAGUGAAGACCCGGGCACGGACUGUUUCGCAGCCACUGGCGCAGAUGCAGGUGAAGCCGGCGGUGCGAAAGCCGCCAGUGCGGGCGGCGAAGUCAGCACUGCCAAUCGCCAAGGCCCGACUGUGUGUGCAGACGAUGCCAUCCAUGGGGGUGCCUCCACCACUUCCACCGAAGCCGCCUGUGGCCAGAGAAGACAGAGAGAAGGAGGUGAAAGAGGCGGACCAGAAGAAAGAGAAGGAGAAGGAAAAGAAAGAGAAAAAAGACAAGCAGUCGUCGACGUCCUCGUCCUCGUCGUCGAGCUCCUCGGAGGGCGAGGAGUCUGGGAAGGCCCUGGAGAGGGCCGGCGUGGGCCGCGGCACGUGGCAGCUGGUGGGCGGCGCCGGACACGCCGCCCUCAGCCUGAGGGCCGCCGGGAGGCCCGCCCCCGGGGAGCCGCCCUCGCCGCCCCCGCCGCUGCCGGCCACGGCACCUCCAGCACCACCGGGGAUCACGCGUCCAAUCAGCUACGUGCCCGGGCGAACAGACGGCGACGACAAGGGAGACGACGGCGCCAUCUUCGUCUGAGGAGCGCCCACAGCGCCUUCUGUAAACACUCACUCGUGAAUGUGGCAAAUAAAAUUAGUCAGUUUUUGUUCCACAUACCACGUUCAUUCUGAUGUGAGAUCAUUAGUAGAUAUCUGAGUAGCGUAAGAUGCCUACAGCGUUUAUUCAGGCCCAGGCCAAUUACAUGUUUUAACAUCUUCCUUGGAGACCAUCGUGAUGUGUUCCUACUGUUCACAGUUUCUAAGUCUGUAAUUCUCUGAAGAGAACGCUAAUCACCUCCAUUACAAGUAAGGCACAUCAAUGUUUUGGUGAGGACCAAUGUAGUCAACCUAAGAACUCCAAGUUACUUGAUGUUCAUCAAAUUGCGUGUACGCACGUUUGUGUCUGUGUGUGUGUGUGUGUGUGUGUGUGUGUGUGUGCUGUGUGUGCUGUGUAUAUAUUUUUCCCAUGACAUUGCGACGACCUAAUUUGUAGUUAAGGACUAGUGAUUACCAUAGCCUAAUAUAAUCUGUUAUUCCUGUAGCCUUCAGUCAAAAUACUGCUUUGAGAGAAUCCUGAACACCAGUGUAUCCUAUGCAAGUCCCUUCUGUCCUGCUUAGCAACUGCAGUUCAUAUCUACUAGAACCCUAGUACUGCAUUCAGGCCUAAUUCUUCCUCCAUAACCAAAUCGAUGACUCCCUGACCCAUCAGGAGUUGUCGUAAUAACCGAUCCCUUCUUUUAGUCAGAUUGUGUUAUAAAUUUCAUUCCUCCUCGUUUAGAUUUGGUCCCUCUCGUAAGAUAUGCCAUCUACCCAUCUGACCCUGAGAAUUCUGUUGUAGCACCACAUUACGAAAGCUUCUAUUCUAGUCUCUGCUAUUUAUCGUACACGUUUCAAUUCCAUAUAUGGCGAAAAUACAGACCAAAUGCAACGCACAUGUCACAGUAAAGGGCGCUGAAACUGCCACAUCAAUACACUGUGGACCGCUGUGGUGACAAUGUAGGCAUGUAUCCUCAUAAGUAAAUGGUCGUAAACGUACCGCAUAGAAUAGUGUGAUAAACUGUCCCAACAACCUUGCACCUUUUGUUGCAAUUCACCAAUAGUUCCUGCAAACCCUUUUUCCCACUUCAUUCUUUCCCCACUUCAUUAUUUCUUACACCUAUUCAAUUUGCGAGAGAUCUUUUGAUCUCGCUGGCCAUAGUACGCUAUAUGUGGACGUGCAAUGUCCUGCUGAAAGAUCACACCACCCUCAAGUCGAAGAAACGGUAGCAUGGAGAUAACAGAGGGUGGAAUGUAGCGGAGACUGGUCACUUUACACUGCAGAAACACCCAAUGGCCCCUCGCGCCAUGAAUCUGAGGGUGGGGCCUGAGUGUCAUGGGCGAAUGCGGUCUGGAACAGAUAGCUCACUACGUCUACGCCACACACCUGUACAUCAAUCACUCGCAUAUGGACAGAACGUACUCUCAUCACUGAAGACAACAGACAGCCAUUCCACUCCCCAGUGAACUCCUUCACGACACGAGGGUAGUGUUGCGGUGUCAGUGGUAGCUUGGCCAGAGGCACACAUCUGCUGCAAGCAGACGUCGUAGCAGGUGUGCGUGAAUUUCUUCCCUGUAUGAUCUAGUAGCCAGCCACUGCUGCUGGCACAACGCAUCGAACCUGGUCUACAGCUGUGUCAGUAUUCCACAGACCUCUGAUGAAAACAGCGACACACCACCGAUACAAAGUGUGCACCAUGUGUGACAAUCCAUUGAUAUGUCAAUCUAAAUUCCUACAGGCCCACGGCUGAAGCUAUUCAGCAGGAGUGUGUACUCUUCGGUGGGCCAUGGUUGUACCCUAGAGUGAAUGUUGCAAACACCGUUCACCUCUGAACUCAGCACAGUUACUGCCUAUAACAGCCAAAACAGAGGACGCACAGACAAGCUUCCUGAGGGCCUUCUGAUCGCCUAUGACCGUUACAGACUAACCACCAACACAAAAGCCCCUCAGCAUGCAUUCUGUGGUGCCACUGAACACGUUCCUUCAGUGUAUUGCAUUUAUGUUUUCGGCGGUAUAUUUCACAUUAAUGUAUUGCUAAUUAAGGAGAGCAUUUCCUUCUAAACUCAAAAAGAAUGACCUGAUUUCAAAACUCCAUAUUUAUGGAUAAAAACAUUGUACAAACACGGAAUAGAUUGCAAAACACUCACAAAAUAUUUAAGUUUUAGCUGUGCUAUUACAAAUUCCCUAUGUGUCCACCAGCAACAGCACAAACAACAUCUACACGAUAGCUAAAUUCGUCAAAUUUUACACAGUGUAUGUGCUUUUACAGAAGUUUCUGUGGCUGUUAUUAUGUUUUUCAUUUCUUCCGUAUCACGACAUAUGGCGUAGAUGAACAGUUUCCUUCCUUGGAGGCCGAGAAUGCAGGGCUGUGUCUCAGGGUCCUGUGCCCCUUGUUCAGCGUUGAGGCAGUGUCCCUGAGAAACUGAUGUACGUUGUUGUGCGAGUGUGGUGGGACACCAUCCUGUUGGGAAAUUAAGUCAUCGGAGUCCUCCGGAAGUUGUGGAAAAAGUCGGUUCUACAGCAUCUGAAGAUAGAUGAUUCCAGUUACCGUGUUUUCCUCGAAAAAGAAUGGACCGUCCACUUUGUCACGAGAAAUGGCACAAAAGCCGUUAACUUGAGAUGAGUCUCUUUCGUGCUCAGAAAUGUCGUCAGGGUUCUGCAGUCUCCAAAGGAAGUUGCCGCUAACAUGAAAUGUUGCUUCAUCACUGAAAAUUAAACGUGGUAAAAAUGUAAAGAGAUGUACCGCUGCUGGUGGACACAUAGAGCAUUUGUAAUAGCACAGCUAAAACUGAAAGAUUUUGAGAGUGUUUGGCAAUCUAGCCCAUGUUUGUAGUAUGCUUUUAUCAAUAAUUAUCGAGUCAGGUCAUUCUUUUUGAAACACCCUGUACUAUAUGACAUUUAUUUGUACCUUGACCGUACAUUUUUGCCGCCCUAAAUGUAAAACUCAUCUCCCUCAUUUGGCCUCUUAUUUUCUAAUCUCAUUCGACAGCAUCACUUGUCUGAAUUCCAUUUUCCUUGUUUUACUUCCAGUAAGGUUCAUAUUCUAACCUCUUCUCAUGGCUCUACCAAUUCCGUUCAACUGAUUCUACCGGUACUUCCUCUGACAUAAUUACAACACUGUUGACCAUCAUUAAGGUUUUCCCUCUUCGCCCUGAACCUUAAUUCCUUUACCAAAUUUCUCGUUUUCUUCCACUACUGCUUGCACCAUGUACAGAUGGAAUAACACGAGGGAUCUGGCUCAAUGAUGAAUCACUUCAUUCUCAACUACUCCCUCAUUUUCAAAAUCUUCUACUCUUCAUAACUGCAGUCUGACUUUUGUACAGGUAAUUUAUCUCUGAUAACUUUAACAUUUAGAAUAAUGUAAUAUAAUAUAUGUUGUUCUAAUUUGUGUUAUUUGAAAGUAUUUUAAUGUGUGAACUGAGCUCUGGCGUUCUUGUGUCAUGUCGCUGCUACUGAAGUAGUUCGAAAAUGAAAGUACAGUUUAAGUUUUCUUACAGGGCCGAAUAUCGGCUCUUCAUUUCUUAAGAGUUGUUUUCCUGCAAGCAUUGAUUAUAAAGUGUACAAAUAAUAAAAUGUGUUGUCUUCCUC